Zonotrichia leucophrys gambelii is the source of this 3050-nucleotide messenger RNA. RefSeq names its product CD14 molecule (gene CD14). The record is from RefSeq and is a predicted model, not a curated record. Gene Ontology annotation, molecular function: lipopolysaccharide binding; protein binding. Gene Ontology annotation, biological process: positive regulation of cytokine production; cellular response to lipopolysaccharide; toll-like receptor 4 signaling pathway. The transcript is spliced from 2 exons. Gene Ontology annotation, cellular component: external side of plasma membrane; lipopolysaccharide receptor complex; membrane raft. Bases 404 to 1798 code for a protein of 464 amino acids. Lineage: Eukaryota; Metazoa; Chordata; Aves; Passeriformes; Passerellidae.
UGGCUCUGUCCUCUCAGGAAGCCACUGCGGGAGCGAGGGCGGUGCCCGAGGGGUCUGCUAGCCCGCACAGCUGGAGCACAGCUGGAGCACAGCUGGAGCACAGCUGCACACACCUGGAGCACAUCUGGAGUAGCGAGGGCUCCCCCGGCGCGCUCGGGCAGCAGCAGCGGUGCCGGACGGGGCUGAGCCGAGCUGAGCUGAGGUGAGCUGAGCGCUCGGAGCCUUUGGCAGCUCCCGCGGCGUUUGGCAGCGGCUGGAGGAAGGAGCGGAGCAAGGAGGCGUUGGGGUGUGAGCUGGCCGUGAGUCACCGCACAGACAACACGGACACACGGACACACAAACGCAGCCCGGUGCUGCCCGCAGGUGCCGGGCACAGCGGCGGGGCAGGGCGGUGCGUCCCGGGAUGGCACGGACAGUUUUCAGGUUGCUCUCCAUGAGCGUGGCUGUGCUGCUGCUCCUGCUGCUGGUUCUGGGGCUGCAGGAGGCUGCAGAGCGCAGGAGGAACAGGAACAGAUGUUUCUUCAACCGCACCCAGGAGUUCUGUAUGUGCUACAACCUGUCUGAGGAGACAGCUGGGAGCAUCAUCCAGUGCCUGGCAGCUACUGUGGUGGAGUUUUGGGGUGGAGAUGUGGAGAAAUACACAGACUUCCCCAUCAGGGACCUGGACGACUCCACCAUUGAGACUCUGGGCUCCCUUAUCGUCGAGAAAAUCAUCAUUGGAAAUGUGCUGGUGCCUGAGGUGCUCCUGGCCCGUGUGCUGAGGUUCUUCUCCUACACCCACGUGCAGGAGCUGGCCUUUGACAGCUGCAUUUUCCAGGGCACGGGGGACUGGAGUGACAUGGAGGGGCAGAGCUUGCCCAUCCUGUCCCUGAGCUUCCACAACGUGAGCUCUGCCCCUCUGACCGGCCAUGAGCCGGCCUUCUCCAGCCUGGGCAGGUGGCUGGGGACGCUGCAGGAGCUGGCUGUCACCAGCUCCCGUGUCACCAGCCUGCCCUGUGCCAUCGGGAGGCUGCUCAGGGCCCUGCACUCCCUGAGCCUGGCACACAACAGCCUCGGGGACGGAAGCCUGGCCCCUGCCUUCUGCCAGGGAGCUUUCCCUCAGCUCCAGCAGCUGAGCCUGCACCACAACAACCUGAGCUCCUACCAUGGUGUGUGUGAGGGCGUGGGGCUGCUGCCACAGCUCCAGCACCUGGAUCUCAGCCACAACGAGCUCAGGGCAGAGCCAUCCUCCUCCUGCCAGUGGCCACCAUCCCUCCAGCACUUCAACUUGUCCUACACUGGCUUGGCUGAAGUGCCAGUCCCGCUGCCUCGCCACCUCCAGGUGCUGGACAUGAGCCACAACCACCUCCACGCUGUCGACAUCUCCCUCAGCUCCAUGAGGAAACUCUUCCUGAACCAAAACCUGCUGCAGGCCGUGCCCUCCAUCAGGAAUUGCCCCGUGCUGGACACCCUCCACUUGGACAACAACUCCAUUUCAGAGCUGCCCAGGGCUGAGGUGAAGCUGCUGGGGCGCCUGCAGGACGUGGCUGUGGCUGGGAACCCCUUCAGCUGCUCCUGCUCGGGGGCCGGCAGCCUGCAGGCCUUGGCAGCCAUGGGGCACCUGGGGCUGGGCUGGCCUGGGGACUACAGGUGCCACUCCCCAGAGCAGUACCAGGGCUGGCAGGUGGCACAGGUGCCCGUGUCCGUGAUGCACUGUGACCCUGCUGCUGUGGUGGCCCCGCUCUGUGUGGCCCUGGCCCUGCUGGCCGGGGCUGGGGCUGUGUAUGUGGCCAGGACAAGGCCCUGCCGCAGAGCCUGAGGGGCACCGGGACCCUGCACGGCAGUGCUGUGCCCACAGGGCUCAUGGGCACCCACAGCUCCUGUUCUGCUCUUGUGCCCACAGGGCUGCUGGGCACCCCACAGCUCCCAUUCUGUCCUUUUUGUGCCCACAGGGCUCCUGGGCACCCACAGCUCCUGUUCUGCCCUUGCUGUGCCCACAGGGGCUCCUGGGCACCCCACAGCUUCUGUUCUGCUCUUGUACCCACAGGGCUCCUGGGCAACCAUAGCUCCUGUUCUGCUCUUGUGCCCACAGGGCUCCUGGGCACCCCACAGCUCCUGUUCUGCUCUUGUGCCCACAGGGCUCCUGGGCACCCCACAGCUCCUGUUCUGUCCUUUUUGUGCCCACAGGGGCUCCUGGGCACCCCACAGCUCCUGUUCUGCCCUUGCUGUGCCCACAGGGGCUCCCUGGUGGAGGAGGGCUGUCCACAGGGUUUUCCUGCUGUGCCUCUAUCAUAGCAGAGAGCCCCUGAAUGAUGGGGAAUAAUGAGCAUUGACUCCAUGAUUGCAGAAGGCUGAUCAAUCACUUUAUUCUACUGCAUUAAACUAUACUAUUAAGAAAAACCCCAUUGCCCUUGCAGACAGUCUGAUACAGCUUUGGCCUAACUGGUCAAUUAAUCCAAACACCAUCAGUGCCCAAUUAAGGAUUGGUAAACAAUUUUUGUUUACAAAUUUUUUACCAAACAAUUAAGGAUUGGUAAACAAUCUCCAUAACACGUUCCACAUGUGCACAACAACAGGUGCAGCAAGUGGAGAUAAGAAUUGUUUCUCAUUCUUUUCUCUGAGCUUUCUCACAGCUUCCCAGGGAAAUCCUGAGAGAGCUGUGUCUGUCUCUGUUCACAGGAUAUGUGAUCAGCACAUGCCUGUGCCCAGCAGGUCCUGGGGCACCCCUCACUCCAGCCCUGUGCCUUCUCCCACUGGGGAUGUCCCCGUGGCCAGGUGCAGCCCCCCAAGCCCUGCUGUCCCUGUCCUGUCACCUGUCCUGGACAAGCUCAGCUCCAUCAGGUCCCUCUGGCAGCACUCAGGUGUCCCCAGCCUUGCUGGGCCCUGCUGGUGCCCCCCCAGAGCCCCCCACUCCUUUCAGCCCCUCCAGUCCAGGCAUCCUUGGAGCCUCCUGUGCUGAUCCUCCCUCUCCUCACCCUGGAUUGUCAGGUUGAGCAGGAUGCUGCUUGAGAGAAAAACCAAAAACCCAUGAAAACCAGGAAAACGGCAAAAUUAAACACCCUGCACACAAA